Molecule: messenger RNA, 2669 nt
Organism: Sorghum bicolor (sorghum)
Lineage: Eukaryota; Viridiplantae; Streptophyta; Magnoliopsida; Poales; Poaceae
Product: U-box domain-containing protein 15
Exons: 4
Coding region: 172-2103 (643 amino acids)
Biological process (GO): protein ubiquitination
Cellular component (GO): nucleus; cytoplasm
Molecular function (GO): ubiquitin-protein transferase activity; protein binding
Source: RefSeq, a predicted model, not a curated record
GAAUGACAGCCCUUGAGGGCCCCCUCCCCUGGAAUUCAGGUCAACCCGUGAAAAGGCUUCUUCCUCCUUGCUCUCUCCACCACUUUGUGUUCCUCCCGUUCGUUUGACAUUCCGUCGCCAUUCUCUUCCUUGGAGGAAUCAACGCACACCAUCUAGCGCAUCGACCAAUCGAUGCUACCAUGGUCCAUCUUUUCGCGGCAGGCGCCCGGGGGCGACUCGGAGCCGGAGCCAGAGUCCGAACCGUCGGGGAGGCAGCUGUCGGACGAGGCCCUAGUGGAGGACCUCCUCACCGCCGUCGCAUCCGCACGGUCGUUCCAGGAGUUCCGUCGCUCGCAGCGCAAGGAGUCCUUUGGCCUCCAGCGCUGGCUCCAGCUCGUGCUCCCGCUAAUCCAAGAGAUCCGCGAGAUCGGGCCAUCCCUUACCGAUGACGCCUACCGUCGCCUUGCCCUCCUCGGUCGCGCAUUCCACGCCGCUCGCCGCCUCCUCCGCUGCUGCCAUGACGGUAGCAAGAUCUUCCUGGCUUUGGAGAGUGAGGCUAUGCUUGGGCGGUUCAGGGCCGUGUAUGAGAAGAUGAAUCUUGCAUUGGAUGGGAUGCCUUACUCUGAGAUUGGCAUCUCCGAUGAAGUCAAGGAACAGGUUGAGCUCAUCAAUGCACAACUGAAGAGGUGUAAGAAGAGAAGUGAUACUCAAGACAUGGAACUCUCCAUGGAUUUUAUGAUGAUACUCGAGAACAAGGAGGAUGGAAAUGCAGACAGAGCUAUAUUGGAAAGGCUAGCCAAGAAGCUCGAGCUACAAAGCCUGGCAGAUUUGAGAGCAGAGACUAUGGCCAUUAAAAAGCUCAUCAACGAGAGGAAUGGCCAGCAACCGGAAAGCACCAAGCACAUAAUAGAACUCCUCAACAAGUUCAAGGAGAUUGCAGGCAUCGACGAAAAGAACAUCCUUGGGGAUGUCUCCAUACCAAAAUAUCUAGAAAAAUGCCCAUCUUUGAUGAUCCCAAAUGAAUUCCUCUGUCCGAUAUCACUCGAGAUCAUGACUGACCCUGUCAUCAUUGCGAGCGGGAGGACUUAUGAGAGAAGAAGUAUCCAGAAGUGGUUAGACGCUGGCCAACGGACAUGCCCAAAGACACAACAACCAUUAGCUCAUCUAUCAUUGGCACCAAACUUUGCAGUGAAAAACUUGAUCUUGCAAUGGUGUGAAAACAAUACUGUUGAGAUUCAGAUGGGAGAAUCUGAGGCUAUAGCUGAACAGGAGGAUCGCAAAGAAGACAUUCCAAAGCUAGUGAAAGAUCUAUCGUCUGUUCAUCUUGAUGUGCAGCGGAAGGCUGCCAAAAAGAUUCGAACACUUUCCAAAGAAAACCCAGAGAAUAGAGCACUGGUUAUUGAGAAUGGUGGGCUCCCUGCUCUUAUUAGCUUAGUGUCCUAUCCUGAUAAGAAGAUUCAGGAGAACACUGUGACUGCAUUAUUGAACUUAUCAAUUGAUGAGACGAGCAAAGUUCUGAUAGCAAAAGGAGGAGCGUUACCUUUGAUCAUUGAAGUCCUUAGGAAUGGCAGCGUUGAAGGUCAGGAGAACUCAGCAGCGACAUUGUUUAGUUUAUCUAUGAUAGAUGAGAAUAAGGCGGCUAUAGGGGUUUUGGGUGGUAUAGCUCCAUUGGUGGCCCUCUUAAGGGAUGGGACAAUAAGAGGCAAGAAAGAUGCUGCUACAGCACUCUUUAAUCUGAUGCUGAACCAUCCGAAUAAAUUUAGGGCUAUUGAAGCUGGAAUCGUGGCUGCUUUGUUGAAAAUACUCAACAACAAGAAACUAGACAUGAUAGACGAAGCACUAUCCAUUUUUCUCCUCCUAGCAUCACAUCCUGGUUGUCGAAGUGAAGUGGGGACGACGUCUUUUGUUGAGAUACUUGUUCAAAUCACAAAGGAAGGGACUCCAAAGAACAAGGAGUGUGCACUUUCUGUUCUCCUCGAGCUAGGUCUGCAUAACAACUCUCUUAUGGUGCACGCACUUGGAUUGGGUCUGCAAGAACAUCUAUCUGAUAUUGCAAAGACAGGUACAAGUAGAGCGCAAAGGAAAGCCAACUCUUUGAUUCAACUUUCUCGCAAGUGCUUAUAAGAGAAUAAAUGAAAACAAAACAUCCUGAUAAUUUUGCACAAAGAUACAUGUAAACCAAUUUACUGGAAAAAGAAGAGGGGAGAGGGGUUACAAAAGAGCAUUGGUGCAGUGAUGUCUAUAAGUAAGAUCAUGAUGAGAGGAAGAUGGUUUUGAGGAAGCAACAAUUCCUUUUUUGAAUAUACACAGGAGAGCUAGCAGACAUCAUUUGAAUUAAGAUAGAUGAAAAUGGUAUGAAUACAACGCCUAAGGUAAACCCUUGGAUCAAGUGAAAAAAGAUGAAAAGAGAGCAAGGGAGGGAUUACAAAAUCAAUUGGUGUGCCACAAAGCAAAAAUAACCAACCGUCUCUAAAGCAACUAAAACUAAAUUGCCACAAGGAACUCAGACUUUUUGCUCCCGCCAUGAAGCAACAGUAGUAUUGUAACAUUGAAUUAGUAGAUAGGUCUGUUCAUCCCUAGCAGAAUUGAAAGAACACAUGAGGUGAUUCAUUUCUUGUACGCAGAAUUUUGUUGUAAUUCAUUUAUGGUAAAUAUAUAGAAGCUUUAAUUGAUAGGAAGGGUACAUAAUA